CACGCCAUAUCGGGGGCAAGACUCGAGACCAGGAAUUCCUCAGCGCUCCUCAAAUUUCCUGAAAUCACAGACCUCUCGCUCGCCUCGGUUACGGAUACAUUCUGCGCCCACCUCCUCCUCGCAACAGACGUCUGAACAGAGCCGCUUUUCAAAAUGAUGUUGCAAAGUGUCCCCUUCCUCCUAUUGCUGGCCAUAGCGCUCUGUCAAACCGAGGAAGUGCAGAGUAAGAGUAAAGUGUGUGCCAAUGUGUUUUGUGGAGCAGGAAGAGAGUGUGUCGUCACUGAGAAGGGAGAGCCCAGCUGCUUGUGUAUAGAGAGCUGUAAGCCCCACAAGCGGUCAGUGUGUGGCAGUAACAGUAAGACGUACCGCAACCACUGUGAGCUCCACCGAGAUGCCUGUCUCACCGGCCUCAAGAUCCAGGUGGCUCAUGAUGGACACUGCCAGGAGAAGAAAGCAGAGCAAGCAGCUGCCAGCCCAGUGGUGUGUUACGUAGCAGACCGUAAUGAGUUGAGGCAUCGUGUGAUCCAGUGGCUGCAGACUGAGGUGGUCCCAGACGGCUGGUUUGUCAAGGGCUCCAACUUUACCGACAUCCUGCUCAAAUACUUCAAGAACUACGACAAUGGUGACUCCACGCUGGACUCCUCAGAGCUCCUCAAGUUCAUCCAACAUAAUGACUCCAACGUGGACAUGCAGUCAUACGCAGACCAGGAGAGCAACAGGCUGCUCAGAAGCCUGUGUGUUGACGCCCUGAUCGAGCUGUCAGAUGAGAACGCUGACUGGAAGCUUAGCUUCGAUGAGUUCCUCAACUGCCUGAAGCCCGGCUUCAACCCACCCGAGAAGAAGUGUGCCCUGGAGGAUGAGACCUAUGAAGAUGGGGCCGAGACACAGGUGGAGUGUAACCGCUGUGUGUGUGCCUGUGGCAACUGGGUCUGCACUGCCAUGACCUGCACUGACAAGACAGCGGUUGUCAAGGAGACCGGGGAAGCGGGGCAGGAGAUGACCGAGGAGGAAUGGAGUCUCCGUGUGACCGAGCUUAACAAGCACCAGGAAACAGUGGAGAAGAUGAAGGUCAGCACAAAGGAGGCCUAAGAGGCCCAAAGAAGAAGGGCUUGAGAGAGAGUGCGAGAGAGUCACUCUUCCUCUAUACUUGAUGUACCUUGAGGCCCUGUGCUAUUGCUGAAUUUACUCAUAUGUUAAUUAAAUAUUAUAGCUUUUUUUUACUGUCUUUUUGUUGAUGUUUGUUAGAUGCAAGGGCAGUCUAGAGUAUUAUUUUAGGAGUUCCUUGUGUUAAGUACUGUCUUUAUUUGUGAUUGAAUUACUGCACCCUGCACUAGGAAUGGGGCCAUUUUUUACUGUUCCAUGUUUCUUCUUCUUCCUAUGUAUACAAUAUAGAUACAGUAUGGCUCUUGUUAGUAAAAUAGCAAGCAGUAAUUGUUUGGAAUGAGAAGGAUGAGAGAUGUUAGGAGUGAGCUGUUGUUUCUUCAUCAAAGAAACAAAAUCAUCUUGAAAGUACUUCAAGAUGUGUUAGAAGUGUAGAGCAAGACGAUGACAGUGUCCUAUUGUAGGGGAAGGUAGUGGGAUGUCAUACACUUGACUUUAAGCUUAUUUGCUUACAGAACUGCCAUGAUACCAUGAUACUACUUGACCAAUGCACUUCCCCCUCUGUGACAAGCAGCAUAGUUUCAGGCCUUAGUGAAUCAUCCCGUUUAGUUAGUAUGCCCUGCUUUUUGACAAAUACACUUGCUCCUAUGUACAAUUUGUUAUAUGCUUGAGUUGGAGAUCAUUUACAUUUACAUUUAAGUCAUUUAGCAGACGCUCUUAUCCAGAGCGACUUACAAAUUGGUGCAUUCACCUUAUGACAUCCAGUGGAACAGUCACUUUACAAUAGUGCAUCUAAAUCUUAAAGGGGGGGGUGAGAAGGAAUACUUAUCCUAUCCUAGGUAUUCCUUAAUGUGGUCACAAUGGCUCCCGUGCUGUAUUCAAUCAGCGCUCUCUGGUGCUUGUUUCAAAAACAUCGAAGCAAUAGUCAUCUAGAUGUGAAACCCCAAGUAGAAUAUAGAAUGAAAGCACCAAGCACAGAGCUGAACUGAGUACAGCAGGGAGAGAACUGAAACCAAAGCCUGAUGAUGACUAUGAUGAUGAAAUGAUGUACAAACCCCUCCAGGUAAAGCAUUACUCUGGACCCAGCAACAACACUAUACCUGUGCUUAUCAAAGAUCAGUUAUAAGGAUUAGCCUUGCUGUCAGCUAACAUAACUUAGAUGCAUCUCUAACUCAGAGGGAACGCAUCUGUCAGAUAAUGUGUGUGUGAUGAGGGAGUGUUUUUUGAGAGAGUGUGAGCUAUUAGUGUGUGGCGGUGAGUAUCAUAUUUGUUUUAUGUUUUAUUUGUCAAAAUCCCACUCAUCCUGAGAAUUAUUUGUGGUUAAAUCAGUGCCUUUAACACCCAAACAUAGGCCUGCAGACACAUUGUCGAGGUCUUGUGUCCAGCAAGCUUUAAACCACAAUUGGAAUGUGCAAGACUAUAAUUGGCAGAAUUUUUAUAGUAACCUUAGAGCUAUGUGGUUUAGUCCUUGUUAAAUGUUUGUGUAAAAGUUCCAUAACUAGUUUGGUUAAUAACUUUUUAUUCUAAAAGGAAUGCAGAGUGUAUAAGGAGUAUCUAUGCCAAUAAAAGACAACCCAUACAGUACUACAAA
Oncorhynchus keta (chum salmon) is the source of this 2692-nucleotide messenger RNA. RefSeq names its product follistatin-related protein 1. Gene Ontology annotation, molecular function: calcium ion binding; protein binding. The record is from RefSeq and is a predicted model, not a curated record. The transcript is spliced from 11 exons. Bases 154 to 1089 code for a protein of 311 amino acids. NCBI's taxonomy places the organism in Eukaryota, Metazoa, Chordata, Actinopteri, Salmoniformes, Salmonidae. Gene Ontology annotation, biological process: multicellular organism development; regulation of BMP signaling pathway; cell differentiation.